Messenger RNA from Cannabis sativa, 1461 nucleotides. RefSeq lists its product as uncharacterized. Bases 67 to 1239 code for a protein of 390 amino acids. Gene Ontology annotation, molecular function: protein-lysine N-methyltransferase activity. Lineage: Eukaryota; Viridiplantae; Streptophyta; Magnoliopsida; Rosales; Cannabaceae. The record is from RefSeq and is a predicted model, not a curated record. Gene Ontology annotation, cellular component: mitochondrion. Gene Ontology annotation, biological process: peptidyl-lysine trimethylation. The transcript is spliced from 7 exons.
UUAUCUUUUCCCAAAAUAAGUAUUGGUGGCGGGUGUUUUUGUCAACUGUCGCGUAGCAAAGGCACAAUGUUGAGCCGAGGCAGCAGUAGUUUCGUCAAACACUUGUUGAGCUCUCGGCGCUUCCACAAACUCCCAUUCCAUGUUCACCCUUUCUCUCCAUCUUCACGCUCUCUUUUCUCACCCUUAUUCAGAAUCCACCGAACUCUAAAGCUAAACCAGCCCAAACCCAUUUCAAACUUUUCUUCAGAGACUUCCACAGCCAGCUCCCUUGUCUCUUCUUACCUUGUAGUCGACGUUCGCUGCCAUAAACAUGUUGCGGUUAGCUUCUUCCUUUCCAAACUUAAGUUGGAGGCUCUUUUGUGCUUUGGAGCAAGCUCUGCCACCAUUGACCAAAAUGAUGCUGAUGACAGUUCUGAGUCUGAUGAGAUAUGUAUUAGUUCCAUAUUUCCGGAAGAUCACAAUAUAAGUUCGUCCAUUUCACAUGCUGCUGAUUCUAUUGGCCUGAAGGAAUUACCUAAAUAUGAAGUUAGGGUGGGCGAGCAAUAUGAUUGGAUAAGGAAAACUCAGGAAUCCUUCAAUCCAGUCGAAGUUACAAAAGGAGUUUGGAUUGUGCCUGAGUGGAGAAGUCCCCCUGACAUUAAAGCAACAAAUAUAAUACUUAAUCCUGGAUUAGCAUUCGGAAGUGGGGAGCAUUCUACUACUAAGCUGUGUCUUUUGUUGCUUCAUAAUUUGAUUAAGGGUGGAGAACUCUUCUUGGACUAUGGCACAGGUUCUGGAAUUCUCGCAAUUGCAGCACUUAAGUUUGGUGCUGCCUUGUCAGUUGGAAUUGAUAUAGAUCCCCAAGCAAUUACAUCUGCACGCCAGAAUGCUGCACUGAAUGAAAUAGGAGCUGAGAAGAUGCAAUUAUGCCUUGUUCCAAACGAAACCUGCACUACGGCAACAGACUCAUGGGGAACAACAGAAGAACAAAGCUGCAAUGAAGUUGAAAUGAUUUCAGAAACGGAGAAAUAUGACAUGGUGGUUGCAAAUAUUCUGAUGAAUCCACUAUUAGAUUUAGCAGAAAAUAUAGUGUCUUAUGCCAAGCCAAGGGCAGUGAUUGCUCUUUCUGGAAUUCUAUCCGAGCAGGUUCCAUACAUUAUGGAGCGUUACUCACCAUUCCUGGAAGGCAUAACAGUGACAGAGAUGGAUGAUUGGGCCUGUGUUUGUGGCACAAAGAAAGCAAAUCCUGCUGCCAACUGAGAAAAAGAUAACCCUGUGAAAUUCUCAACGAAAGUCCCCAUCAACAAAUUCUCUGCUUGGCACAUGAAGAACUUAUUCAAAAACUUCUAACAGUGAACUUAUUUUCCAUGAUAUCCGUUCUAUAUUACACACAAUUUAGAAUACUAUUUAUAAUCAAUGAUAUAGAAACAUACAUCAUUGACCCAUUAAGAUAAUUGAAAAUAUUAAAAAUUGUUAGUGCAA